AUGGUCAACAUAGCAGUUGCUGGAGGCACCGGAGGUGUUGGUCGCACCAUCAUCGAUGCCCUCAAGGACAACCCGAAACACAAGGCCAUCAUCUUAUCGCGUACCGUCUCCGAUGGUGUUGACCUUGGCGCGCCCGUCAUCGGUGUUGAUUAUGACGAUGUCGACGCGCUUCAAGCUGUCCUAGAAAAGCAUGAGAUUAACGCCAUUAUCUCGGCACUGGCUCUCCAUAUUAUUGGCGUGGGCCAGGCCCAGAUUAAUCUCAUCAAGGCCGCCGACAAGAGCGAGCCCACCAAGCGAUUCGUUACAAGCACUUGGGCAGUUCGACCUGAGCUCAAGUGGUUCGAUCUUCUUCCCCACGGCUUCCAGCACGUGGCGUCGUACACGGAACUAGACAAGACCCAGCUGGAAUGGACAGCCUUCAAUGUUGGGUGGUUCCUCGAGUACUAUGCUAUGCCGAACGUCGAAACAUACAUCCCACAGACCACGUUCGUCGUCGACAUGGCUAAUAGGCAUGCCUCGAUCCCCGGUGACGGCAAGCAGAAAAUGUCAUUCACCUACACCAAAGACGUGGCCAAGUUUGUGGUUGCGGCGCUCGACCUCCCCAAGUGGGAACGAAACACCUAUGCAAUUGGUGAAAAGUACACGUGGGAGGAAUUUGUCAAGAUUGCUGGGGAAGCUCGAGGGGGAGAGAAGUUCACUGUCACCUAUGACAGCGUGGAGAAGCUUAAGGCCGGCAGCAUCACUGAACUUCCAGGCCAGGUUGCCGCAUACUCGUAUUUCCCCAAAGAAUGGACGCAGAAACUCUUCUCAGCCUUUGGAAUCUGGGUGACCGAGAGCAUCUUUGACUUUCCCGAUGAAAAGUUACUGAACAAGCAGUUCCCUGACAUCAAGGUCACCACUGUCCAGGAAAUGCUUCAGAGUGCGUGGAAGGGCCAAUAA
Fusarium falciforme is the source of this 939-nucleotide messenger RNA. Its product is annotated as NAD(P)-bd-dom domain-containing protein. The transcript has 4 exons. The coding region runs from base 1 to 939 and encodes 312 amino acids. Lineage: Eukaryota; Fungi; Ascomycota; Sordariomycetes; Hypocreales; Nectriaceae. The record is from RefSeq and is a predicted model, not a curated record.